ACACGGUAUGGCUGACAUGGCCGCUAGUAUGCCAAACAGUACGACUGUCUUGAUCGUUGGUGCAGGACCCUCCGGUCUUGUUACAGCGCUCUCUCUCCUCCAUCAUGGCUUUAAGCAUUUUGUCGUUGUUGAUGCUGUUGAGCAAGGCGAGAAUACCUCGCGCGCUCUGGUCGUUCAUGCUGCGACAUUCGAGGCGCUGGACACCAUAGGUUGCGGGGAAGAAAUUGUAGCAAAGGGAACCAAAGCAAGGAGCAUCAAUAUUGGUAACCGCUCAUCGAAGCUCGUGUCCACCGACCUCUCUUCUCUCGAUAAAUACACCCGUCACCCGUAUUCCCUCAUCAUCCCACAGAAUCUUACCGAGUAUAUUCUUGGCGAGAAACUCAAAAGCUAUGGCGUGACAGUUCACCGGCCAUGCAAAGUCGCUUCUUUGAAGAUAAACGAGAAUGAUGAUGAUCUCACGGAUGUCGUAUUUGAAGAUGGAAAGACCAUCACUGCAAAGUAUGUCAUCGGCGCGGAUGGCGCUCGUUCUGUUGUUCGUCGGAUGGCUGGUAUCAGUUUUACAGACCCUAAGACUGGCGAGAAGGGUGACAGGAUUACCAACCUGGCUCAAAUGGUUCUUGCGGAUAUUGUCUAUGAAGGCGGAGACAACAUCGACUUUUUAAUCACGAUGUCCCCUGAGAGCUUCUUCCUUUCCAUCCCCUUGCCAAGCUCGUUCAACGACUUACUCGCUGAGAAUGGGCAAGAAGCCAGAGGCCAAAUAUACCGUAUUGGCGCAGGUGUCCCUCUGGUGGAUGGAGAGAUUCCGUAUUCACCAAGCAAGGAGUAUCUACAGAGCCUCGUCGAUCGAUUCGGGCCUACAGUCCUAUCAUCAGACGCUUCGGUCAAUCCCAGCUCCAGACCGGUACGCAUCAAGGAAAUUAUAUGGGCAACUCGGUUCCGCACGCAUUCCGCAAUCGCCGAAAAGGCGUUCACUCGUCUUGGUGGAGACGAACUUCAGGGUGCUACAGUAGCGGCUGAUGACUCCACUACGAAACGUGGUGGUAUCAUCCUUCUCGUCGGAGAUGCGGCGCACAUUCACUCUCCCGCAGGCGGCCAGGGCAUGAACCUUGGCAUCCGUGACGCAGUAUUCCUUGGAGAUGCCCUCGUAAAGCAUAUAAAUGCGUCUACUUCGCAGCCUAAUUCGCAGCCCUCGAGCAUCGACCCUGAUUAUAUCUUGCGUGAAUUUGCAGAGGAGAGGCACAAACGUGCUCUAGAAGUGAUUGCAUUUACUAAGAACUUGAAUUCACUUUUGGGGACGCAAGAUAAGAAAAUAUCGUGGCUGUUCCCAAUCUCGGCUACUACUGUGCGAGACUGGGUGAUGUGGCUUGGCGGAAAGCUUGGCUUCAUGCAAGCAAGGAUGGCAUGGGCGAUGAGUGGACUGGGGAGAAGAUAAUGAGCAAUUAUUGUGGAAAUAAUU
Molecule: messenger RNA, 1456 nt
Organism: Suillus plorans
Lineage: Eukaryota; Fungi; Basidiomycota; Agaricomycetes; Boletales; Suillaceae
Exons: 3
Coding region: 8-1432 (474 amino acids)
Molecular function (GO): FAD binding
Source: RefSeq, a predicted model, not a curated record